GGCGUUGGUGGAAUGAGCGUUGCAUGUGUCUUGAAGAGGAAAACAGUUCUCUGGCAGGACUCCUUCAGCCCCCACCUGAAACAGUACACAGAAGGUACCCUUAACCACAACAUGCCCGUGGUCCUGACAUCUGGACCUGUGGGCCAGCAGCAGCCGCAACAGCUUCCGACUCAUUCUGCACUGGCUACAGGACCCCACGCAAGCCCUGUGGGCAGCUCAAUGGGAGUGGCUGGGCGCUCACAAGAUGACGCAAUGGUGGAUUACUUCUUUCAAAGGCAGCAUGGAGAACAGUUAGGGGGAGGCGGAAGUGGUGGUGGAGGUUACAAUAACAGCAAGCAUCGUUGGCCUACUGGAGAUAAUAUACAUGCGGAACAUCAGGUGCGUUCGAUGGAUGAAUUAAAUCAUGACUUUCAGGCUCUUGCACUUGAAGGAAGAGCAAUGGGAGAACAACUGUUGCCCGGCAAAAAAUUCUGGGAGAGCGAUGACUCCAACAAGGAUGGACCAAAAGGCAUUUUUCUGGGGGAUCAAUGGAGAGAAAGUGCAUGGGGGGCAUCUGAUCAUUCAGUCUCCCAGCCUAUCAUGGUCCAGAGGAGGCCUGGUCAAGGAUUCCAUGUUGGCAGCGAAGUUAACUCUGUGCUCUCCCCUCGUUCUGAAAGUGGAGGCUUGGGAGUCAGCAUGGUGGAGUACGUCCUCAGCUCCUCUCCUGGAGAAAACUGCCUGAGAAAAGGAGGAUUUGUAAGUGCCUCUCCCUUAAUACAAACAAGGGGGGGAGCCCUUCGAUUGCCAAGAUAUAGAAAAAUGCAGGGCCCUCGUGAUCCCGAAGGAGAAGAAAAUGACAAAGGGGAUAAAAAAAGCAAAGGUGUCUAUGAAGGGGAUAAAUUAGGAGACCUGAAGGAGGAAGGUGACAAUAUGGAUAAGGCUAAUGGGCUUCCGGUCCAGAACGGGAUUGAUGGUGAUGUAAAGGAUUUCAGCCGUACUCCAGGUAACUGCCAGAACUCUGCAAAUGAGGUGGAUCUUCUUGGACCAAGUCAGAAUGGUGCUGAGGGACUUGCUCAAUUGACCAACAGCAAUGGAGCAAAGCCAGUAGAGGACUUUGGUGGCAUGGAGUCUCAAAGUGUCCAGCUGGAUCCAAUGGAGCAUGUUGGCAUGGAACCUCUACAGUUUGACUAUCAGGGCAACCAAGUUCCAGUUGAUUCAGGAGCUACCACAGUUGGCCUCUUUGAUUAUAAUUCUCAACAGCAGUUGUUUCAGAGACCGAAUGCUCUUGCAGUACAGCAACUAACAGCAGCCCAGCAGCAACAGUACGCAUUAGCAGCAGCACACCAGCCGCACAUAGGU
Staurois parvus is the source of this 1338-nucleotide messenger RNA. Lineage: Eukaryota; Metazoa; Chordata; Amphibia; Anura; Ranidae. The record is from the annotation of a GenBank genome assembly.